This is a messenger RNA of Macrosteles quadrilineatus (aster leafhopper), 1438 nucleotides long. RefSeq names its product probable protein phosphatase 2C T23F11.1. Bases 175 to 1107 code for a protein of 310 amino acids. Gene Ontology annotation, molecular function: cation binding; protein serine/threonine phosphatase activity. Gene Ontology annotation, biological process: protein dephosphorylation. Lineage: Eukaryota; Metazoa; Arthropoda; Insecta; Hemiptera; Cicadellidae. The record is from RefSeq and is a predicted model, not a curated record. The transcript is spliced from 7 exons.
UGGUUGGAUUCAUCAUUCAUCAUAACCUAACUAACUACUGGGGCUACUGCUUAAUUUCCAAUUUCUAUUAUUAGUAAAGUUUACAGUUUGUUUGUCGUUUCCUUCCUAAUUUGUAUGCAAUUAUCGUGACAAUUACGAUAGCCACAGGAUUGGUUUGAACAGUGGAGACUAAGCAUGGGUCAGACACUGUCAGAGCCGGUGACGGCAAAGGAGACAUCAUGCUGUGAAAACAAUCUUUACAAGGUUGGAUCGAGCUGCAUGCAGGGCUGGCGAAUCAACAUGGAAGAUGCACACACCCACAUACUUUCUCUUCCCGACGAUCCUGAAACACCAUUUUUUGGUGUUUAUGACGGCCAUGGGGGUGCUAAAAUAGCUCAAUAUGCCGGUAGACAUUUACACAAGUAUAUUGUCAAGAGACCAGAGUACCAAAAUGAAAACACUAUUGUAGAAGCUUUACAGCAGGGUUUCCUUGCGCUGGAUGCUGCGAUGCAGGAUGAGGAGUCGCUCAAGGAUGAGCUAGCCGGCACUACAGCAAUCUCGAUCAUCAUUAAGAACAAUAGACUAUACUGUGCAAACGUAGGAGACUCUCGAGCUAUAGCCUGUGUGGGAGGUAUUGUUAGUCCUCUUUCUUUUGACCACAAGCCAAGCAACGAAGACGAAGCCAAGCGCAUCAACGCGGCCGGUGGCUGGGUCGAGCUUAACAGGGUCAAUGGCAACCUCGCUCUGUCUAGAGCACUAGGAGACUAUGUCUUUAAAAAGAAUGAAAAGAAAAGGGCAGAGGAACAGAUUGUAACAGCAUUUCCUGACGUGAUAAUGAGAGAUCUUACUCUAGACUGGGAGUUUGUGGUAAUGGCUUGUGAUGGUAUCUGGGACGUCAUGACCAAUGAGGAGGUGUCAGACUUUGUCCGUCUGAGGGUAGGCACAGGCAUGGAACCAGAGAGUAUCUGUGAGGAGCUGAUGACCCGAUGUCUAGCUCCGGACUGUCAGAUGGGAGGUCUCGGCUGUGACAACAUGACAGUAGUCAUCAUCUGUUUUCUACAUGACAAGCCGUACGCGGAGUUGGUUGCGCGAUGUGCCGAGCCACCACGUCCCAUCCUCCCUCCCUAGCCCUCGUCUCACAACUGCCAACUGUAAAUUCUCGUACUGUACAGAAUGUGAACUUGUCUCGGUGUACAUAAGCUUAAUUUUAAAUUAUGAAUUUAUUUUUUUAAUAAAUUAUUUAUCUGUAUUACCAAUGUUCCUGCUGCACGAGAUGUUUUUGACAGUUUAGAGUUUUUUUAUAUUUUCAACGACCAAUGUAAUUCUGUCUAGGAUACUUAAUUUGUAUUGUAUUCCGAAAUUUAAUAUGGAGACUUAGUCAAAUCAAGUUUCUUCUAUUGAAACAUAUAAAAUUUCUUGUAUACAGGAAUUUUUAGUAGUGCAGUAAAAUUUUAAAGUA